GAUAUGUAUUCUUAUUUAUUCUCCUGUUAUAUGUAGAUUGACUCGAAAAAGUAUUUAUUUAUUUUUGAAAAAAAAAUCACAAAAUUUUCCUUUUUUUAUUAGUGGAGCCCGCCUUUUUACCUAAGUUUUAUUGGAUUUGGACUUUAAAGCCCGCCUUUCUACCCAGGUUUAUUCGGAUAUUGCCCCAAAAUAAUCGGGUUUCCUCGUACUAUUAGAAAACCCACAACUAUAUAAAGAUUAUAAAAUCAAUUAAGGGCAGCACUUCCAAUCAAACUGCGACUCUUUCAUAAUCCCUUUUUUUCCUCUCUUCUUCGAUUUGUCCGUUUAUAAAAAUUUAAACUCUUUUCGAAUUUCAAUUUCAUAAUUAUUUCUCAUUCUCCGUCAAUGGAGAGUAAUUGUGUGCAAGGUAAAAUAUUUGUUGGGGGAAUAUCGUCGGAGACAAGUGAAGAAGUACUUACGCAACACUUUAGUCGUUAUGGAGAAGUGGUGAAGUCACAGGUAAUUAAAUAUCGAGACACUAAUUGUGGAAAAGGAUUUGGUUUUGUUACCUUUGCUGAUGCUUCUCUUAUCGAGCAACUUAUUCAUCAGCAACACAUAAUCCUUGGAAGAACGGUUGAUGUUAAAUUAGCGAUACCUAAAGGUGCAAGCGGUCAAUGCCAACUUGGUUCAGAAUGUCCAAAUUUUCAAAGACAAGAUAGCAAUAAUAACAGAAGAAAGAUUUUUGUUGGUGGAUUGCCUCUUAAUUUGUCGGAAGAAGAAUUUAAAACGUACUUUGAAAAAUUUGGAACAAUUUCACAAGUUAAUCUUAUCUCCAACAAAGAAAUCAAAACGCCUCGAGGAUUUGGGUUUGUUACUUAUGAUUCAGAAGAAUCUGUAACACAUGCAUUGCAAGAGAAACUUCAUUGGUUGAUAAAUAAAUAUGUUGAGGUAAAAAAAGCAGAGCCAAGGGAACGGAGAGUUAUCAAUAGUAAUUAUCAUAAUUUUUAUCCUGGCUAUGGAAUGUGGCAAAUUUAUGAUUGUAAUAAUGAAAUUUUUGCCCCUCAGUACUGCCACAAUCAUACUAUGGUACCUACUAAUUGGACUAGUUCGUUUAAUCAUUUGGGUACAAAUCAAUUUGUUCAUCCGCAACCUAUUGUACCAUAUUUUACCCCUACAUAUCCAGUCAACUACUAUGGUUCAACGCAUAGGUAUCCAAUCAACUGCUACUGUUCCACACAAAAUCAAGUGGAUCAUAAUAGGGGCUCUUACUCAACCUUUACUCAGAAUAAUGUGAUAAAUGAAGAGAAUGGCCAAGAAUGCAAUAAUAUCGAGGUUCAACUUGUUGGAGAUGGUUCACUUCCAGCUAAUGAGAGUGCAAAGUCACUAGAGAAAGAAACAGACAAUGGUGGUGAAAAAGAUGACUUGAAGGAAAUUCUCUAUGAUAAUACGAAAGAAGAUAAUGGUGAAAUAGAUCACUUGGUGAAAAUUCUCCAGGUCAAUUCUGAAGAUGACACAUAAAGUACAGAAAAUUAAUGGAGUUUCAAGGUGUAUUUUGAUAUAGAGUAUUUUAGAGAAAAUGUUGCUUAUUUUUGGGUUAAGAUUCAAAGUCAUCUUUGAAUUUUCAUAAGAAACAUUAAUAGUCUCUCAUGUUUGCAAUAUUGAUGCACUUUUGAUCUUCUUCACAAUUUUGUCUAUUUUUAACAUUGAUUUUAUUCAUAAUUUACGUAUGAAAUGCUUAAUCAUCAUUUUAUAUAUUUAGUAGAAAUAAUAACUCAGUGCGAAAGAUUGUGACAAGAAAAAUACCUUAUUUUAUUUCGUAGAAAUCGUAUUGUAGAUAAAGUCGAAAGAUUCAUCACGAUUCACGACGAUUUUAUGUACAAUAGUAUAAAUUUUUCUUUUCUUGCAAUGUCAUAUGUUAAAAUGACUUAGUUUAGAUGCAAUUAUAUUUAUAUUGAACAGAACAAGGUAUUCUUUCACCUUCUCUCACAUAAAAUUAUUUUUUCUACUGAAUAUAUAAAAGACGAUGGAACAUUCCUUACACAAAAUUAUGAACAAUAUUAAUGUUAAAAAAUAGGCAAAAGUUUAGCGGAGGACAAAAAAUACAUCAAUGUUACAAACAUGAGGGACCUCUCUCGAGUAUUUUACUUUUAUGAUGUUGUACAUAACUUGCCAAGCUUGACCAACUUUAAUCAAAAAAAAAAGUCUAAAUAGUCUUUUAUCUUUCCGUUGA
Solanum lycopersicum (tomato) is the source of this 2209-nucleotide messenger RNA. Its product is annotated as RNA-binding protein 1. The record is from RefSeq and is a predicted model, not a curated record. Gene Ontology annotation, molecular function: mRNA binding. NCBI's taxonomy places the organism in Eukaryota, Viridiplantae, Streptophyta, Magnoliopsida, Solanales, Solanaceae. Gene Ontology annotation, biological process: regulation of translation.